AUGGCGGUGCCGGCUCGGACCUGCGGCGCCUCUCGGCCCGGCCCGGCGCGGAUUGCGCUCCCCUGCCCCGGCCGCGGCCCCCGGCCCGGCCCCGGCGCGCGGCGCCCGCCGUCCGGGUCCCAGCGCCCGCUGUUGCUGCUAUUGCCGCCGCUGCUGCUGCUACCGCUGCUAGCCACCCCCGGCGCCUCUGCCUACAGCUUUCCCCAGCAGCACACGAUGCAGCACUGGGCCCGGCGCCUGGAGCAAGAGAUCGAUGGUGUGAUGCGGAUUUUUGGGGGCGUCCAGCAGCUCCGUGAGAUCUACAAGGACAACCGGAAUCUAUUUGAGGUGCAGGAGAAUGAGCCUCAGAAGUUGGUGGAGAAGGUAGCAGGGGACAUCGAGAGCCUGCUGGACAGGAAGGUGCAGGCCUUGAAGAGAUUGGCUGACGCUGCAGAGAACUUCCAGAAAGCCCACCGCUGGCAGGACAACAUCAAGGAGGAAGACAUCCUGUACUAUGACGCCAAGGCUGACGCUGAGCUGGACGACCCUGAGAGUGAAGAUGUGGAGAGGGGGUCCAAGGCCAGCACCCUAAGGCUGGACUUCGUUGAGGACUCAAACUUCAAGAACAAGGUCAACUACUCGUACACGGCCGUGCAGAUCCCCACGGACAUCUACAAAGGCUCUACUGUCAUCCUUAAUGAACUCAACUGGACAGAGGCCCUGGAGAACGUGUUUAUGGAGAACCGCAGGCAGGACCCCACACUGCUGUGGCAGGUCUUCGGCAGCGCCACUGGAGUCACUCGCUACUAUCCAGCCACCCCAUGGCGAGCCCCUAAGAAAAUCGACCUGUACGAUGUCCGAAGGAGACCCUGGUAUAUCCAGGGGGCCUCGUCACCCAAGGACAUGGUCAUCAUCGUGGAUGUGAGCGGCAGUGUGAGUGGCCUGACCCUGAAGCUGAUGAAGACGUCUGUCUGUGAGAUGCUGGACACGCUCUCUGAUGAUGACUACGUGAAUGUGGCCUCGUUCAAUGAAAAGGCACAGCCUGUGUCAUGCUUCACACACCUGGUGCAGGCCAAUGUGCGUAACAAGAAGGUGUUCAAGGAAGCUGUGCAGGGCAUGGUGGCCAAGGGCACCACAGGCUACAAGGCCGGCUUUGAGUAUGCCUUCGACCAGCUACAGAACUCCAAUAUCACUCGUGCCAACUGCAAUAAGAUGAUCAUGAUGUUCACGGAUGGUGGUGAGGACCGCGUGCAGGAUGUCUUUGAGAAGUACAAUUGGCCCAACCGGACGGUGCGUGUGUUCACUUUCUCCGUGGGGCAACACAACUACGACGUCACACCCUUGCAGUGGAUGGCCUGUGCCAACAAAGGUUACUAUUUCGAGAUCCCUUCCAUUGGAGCCAUCCGCAUUAACACACAGGAGUAUCUGGACGUAUUGGGCAGGCCCAUGGUACUGGCGGGCAAGGAGGCCAAGCAGGUGCAGUGGACCAACGUGUAUGAGGAUGCAUUGGGACUGGGGUUGGUGGUGACAGGGACCCUCCCUGUUUUCAACCUGACACAAGAUGGCCCUGGGGAAAAGAAGAACCAGCUGAUCCUGGGUGUGAUGGGCAUCGAUGUGGCUCUGAAUGACAUCAAGAGGCUGACUCCAAACUACACGCUUGGAGCUAACGGCUAUGUGUUUGCCAUUGACCUGAACGGCUACGUGUUGCUGCACCCCAACCUCAAGCCCCAGACCACCAACUUCCGGGAGCCUGUGACUUUGGACUUCCUGGAUGCUGAGCUGGAGGAUGAGAACAAGGAGGAGAUCCGUCGGAGCAUGAUCGAUGGCAAUAAGGGCCACAAGCAGAUCAGAACGCUGGUCAAGUCCCUGGAUGAGAGGUACGUAGACGAGGUGAUGCGGAACUAUACGUGGGUGCCUAUAAGGAGCACCAACUACAGCCUAGGGCUUGUGCUCCCACCCUACAGCACCUUCUACCUCCAAGCCAACCUCAGCGACCAGAUCCUGCAGGUCAAGUUGCCAAUCAGCAAACUGAAGGAUUUUGAGUUCCUGCUCCCCAGCAGCUUUGAGUCUGAAGGACAUGUUUUCAUUGCUCCCAGAGAGUAUUGCAAGGACCUGAAUGCCUCAGACAACAACACCGACUUCCUGAAAAACUUCAUUGAGCUCAUGGAGAAAGUGACUCCAGACUCCAAGCAGUGCAACAACUUCCUUCUGCACAACCUGAUCUUGGACACAGGUAUCACACAGCAGCUGGUGGAGCGUGUGUGGCGGGACCAGGAUCUCAACACGUACAGUCUUCUGGCCGUGUUCGCUGCCACCGAUGGUGGCAUCACUCGUGUAUUCCCCAACAAGGCAGCGGAGGACUGGACGGAGAAUCCGGAGCCCUUCAAUGCUAGCUUCUACCGCCGUAGCCUGGACAACCAUGGCUAUGUCUUCAAGCCCCCACACCAGGAUGCCCUGUUAAGGCCACUGGAGCUGGAGAAUGACACAGUGGGCAUCCUCGUCAGCACAGCUGUGGAGCUCAGCCUGGGUGGACGCACACUGAGGCCAGCAGUGGUAGGUGUUAAGCUGGACCUAGAGGCCUGGGCUGAGAAGUUCAAGGUGCUAGCCAGCAACCGUACCCACCAGGACCAGCCUCAGAAGUGUGGUCCCAGCAGCCACUGUGAGAUGGACUGCGAGGUUAACAAUGAGGACCUGCUCUGUGUCCUCAUUGAUGAUGGGGGAUUCCUGGUGCUGUCAAACCAGAAUCAUCAGUGGGACCAGGUGGGCAGGUUCUUCAGUGAGGUGGAUGCCAACCUGAUGCUGGCACUCUACAAUAACUCCUUCUACACCCGCAAAGAGUCCUACGACUACCAGGCAGCCUGCGCCCCCCAACCCCCAGGCAACCUGGGUGCUGCACCUCGGGGAGUCUUUGUGCCCACCAUCGCAGACUUCCUUAACCUGGCCUGGUGGACCUCGGCUGCAGCCUGGUCCUUGUUCCAGCAGCUUCUCUACGGCCUCAUCUAUCACAGCUGGUUCCAGGCAGACCCCGCGGAGGCUGAGGGGAACCCCGAGGCGCGCGAGAGCAGCUGCGUCAUGAAACAGACCCAGUACUACUUCGGGUCGGUGAACGCCUCCUACAACGCCAUCAUCGACUGCGGAAACUGCUCCAGGCUGUUCCACGCGCAAAGACUGACCAACACCAACCUUCUCUUCGUGGUGGCCGAAAAGCCGCUGUGCAGCCAGUGUGAGGCUGGCCGGCUGCUGCAGAAGGAGACACACUCGGACGGCCCGGAGCAGUGUGAACUGGUACAGAGACCGCGAUACCGGAGAGGCCCACAUAUCUGCUUUGACUACAACGCGACGGAAGAUACCUCAGACUGUGGCCGCGGAGCUUCCUUCCCGCCGUCGCUGGGCGUCCUGGUCUCCCUGCAGCUGCUGCUCCUCCUGGGCCUGCCUCCCCGGCCGCAGCCCCAAGUCCACGCCCACGCCUCGCGCCGCGUCUGAGCGCCCCCUCCUGCCCCUCUCCAGGCCUCCCCGCCUCUCCUAUGCCCCAUACACCCCGCCUUAGAG
Hyaena hyaena (striped hyena) is the source of this 3528-nucleotide messenger RNA. RefSeq names its product calcium voltage-gated channel auxiliary subunit alpha2delta 2 (gene CACNA2D2). Gene Ontology annotation, molecular function: voltage-gated calcium channel activity. The record is from RefSeq and is a predicted model, not a curated record. NCBI's taxonomy places the organism in Eukaryota, Metazoa, Chordata, Mammalia, Carnivora, Hyaenidae. Gene Ontology annotation, cellular component: voltage-gated calcium channel complex. The transcript is spliced from 39 exons. The coding region runs from base 1 to 3462 and encodes 1153 amino acids.